AUUCAUUGACACAGCAGCUUUGCAUCAUUAUACAAAGACUGAAUAUUUUUCUAGAUACUUUAUGUUUAUUCCAGAAGACACUGUUGUUUUAAAAUGGCGCACAUAAUCUAAAUUUAUUUAUUCUUUUUUUACUUGCUAAUGAACGACAGUGUAUCGAUAUUAGUUGCUGUAUUUAUUAUUCUAGUCAUACUGCGAUGGAUGCUUGGUGGCAAUCAGUCCAACCAAACACAGCAGCGACCUAAUCAACGACAAGCAACAAGAAGACCACAGCACCGUGUUACACCUCAGAUGAUUGAAAUGGUCCGUGCCAUGUUUCCUGAUAUUCCCGUUGCCGCUAUUCAAGCUGAUUUGCAAAGAACAGGUUCUGUUGAAACAACUGUUGACAAUGCUCUUCGAGAUGGUAGUCUUCCUUUGCCACCUUCUGCUUCACCUACCAUCACCACCACCACUACUACUACUACUAACAAUCAACCUUCAUCCUCAUCUACUGGUCGUAAUUCACCUAACCAUGCCAACCUUGUACAAAGAUACAAGAUAGAUGUUGACCAUGUCAGUGAAGCUCAAGAGCCACCUAAAGUAUGGGAGACAAAUCCUGAUAAACGACAAGAGAUGCUGAAAAAGCGUAAAGAAUACAUGGUGCUUCAAGCAAGAAAGAGAAUGAUGGAGCAAGCAAAUAAGCAAAAGAAGAUAGAGCAAGAGAGUGUAUCAAAUAAUAAUGGCAGCAACAAUGUGAGUAACAAUGAUAGUAAAACAUUUGAUGAAAUGUCAGUGGACGAAUUAAAUUCACUUAGUGCUGAACAGAGAAGACAGCAGAUGCUACAAGCUUUAAAUAGACGAAAUAGUGAAAAGAAUAUAUUUCAAUAAAAUAUGAUAAUAUAUUUACUUUUUUAAUAUAUGCACAUCUCUCCCUGAAGCAUCUGAUGACUCCAUUGGGAUAGAUGAGCUGAUGGAAAGUUAAAAUAAAUGGUAUUCAACGAUCGCUUCAUCUAAAAGUGUCCAGGGCAACCCUUUUUACAAAACAAGCAGGUUUUUGUGUUAAAAGCCCAUUGUAGCAUUGCAUAAUCUUUUUACAGAACACUUUUAGUAUAUCAUACACAUCAACUUUUCUUUUUGUUAUCAUUG
Molecule: messenger RNA, 1122 nt
Organism: Rhizopus microsporus ATCC 52813
Lineage: Eukaryota; Fungi; Mucoromycota; Mucoromycetes; Mucorales; Rhizopodaceae
Exons: 5
Coding region: 139-864 (241 amino acids)
Molecular function (GO): ubiquitin binding
Source: RefSeq, a predicted model, not a curated record